Molecule: messenger RNA, 2076 nt
Organism: Drosophila kikkawai
Lineage: Eukaryota; Metazoa; Arthropoda; Insecta; Diptera; Drosophilidae
Gene: Vsx2
Product: Visual system homeobox 2
Biological process (GO): regulation of transcription by RNA polymerase II
Cellular component (GO): nucleus
Molecular function (GO): sequence-specific double-stranded DNA binding; DNA-binding transcription factor activity, RNA polymerase II-specific
Source: RefSeq, a predicted model, not a curated record
AUGCCGCAACGUUCGCCGUUUGCCAUUCAGGAGCUGCUUGGCCUGGCUGUGGCGGCAGCUACCACAACAGCAACAACAGCGCCAACGGUUACACCAACAGAAACACCAACAGAUUUAACAACAACUACAACAACAACAGCAGCAGCAGCAGCAGCAACAACAGCAAUAACGGUGAAAGAGCGGCAAACGCCAACGCCGCCAAAGAUAACAACAGCAGCAGCAGCAUCAGCAACUCCGGCAACAGAAGCAACAAUAGCGGGUACAACAACAGCUGUUAUGGAGCCACAACAGCACCUUCAACAACAACAACAACAACAACAACAUCAACAACAACAACAACACCACUACAGGGAUCACCAUCAAAUGACCAUGGCGGCCGCCUCCCGUAUGGCCUAUUUCAAUGCCCAUGCAGCAGUGGCAGCAGCCUUUAUGCCCCACCAACUGGCCGCUGCUGUGCACCACCAUCAUCAUCACCAGCAUCCUCAUCCACAUCCGCAUCCACAUCAUCCGCAUCCACAUCCGCAUCCGCAUCACCCAGUCGCUGGAGUUGGAGGAGGUGGAGUGCCGCCACCGCCGACCCUGCAGCAUCAUCAUCCGCAUCAUCCGCACCAUUCGCUGCUGCAUGCUCAGGGAUUUCCGCAGCUAAAGAACUUUGCUGCCGGAGCCGGAACUUGUUUGCCCGGCUCUCUGGCGCCCAAGGACUUUGGCAUGGAGGGACUGAACGGCUUCGGUGUGGGACCAAAUAGCAAAAAGAAAAAGAAGAAGCGUCGGCACAGCCGCACUAUCUUCACCAGCUACCAGCUGGAGAAGCUAGAGGAGGCCUUCAAGGAGGCCCACUAUCCCGAUGUCUAUGCCCGCGAGAUGCUCUCGCUGAAAACAGAGCUGCCCGAGGAUCGCAUACAGGUCUGGUUUCAGAAUCGCCGGGCCAAGUGGCGCAAAACGGAAAAGGUCUGGGGCGGCAGCACCAUAAUGGCCGAAUAUGGUCUCUAUGGGGCCAUGGUGCGGCACUCCCUCCCCCUGCCAGACACGAUCCUCAAGUCGGCCAAGGACAAUGACGCGGUGGCACCCUGGCUACUAGGCAUGCACCGCAAAUCGAUUGAGGCCCAGUCGGCGCUCAAGGACGAUUCGGGUGUUAGCGACCAUGAGGACUCGGCUGGCUCCAAGUCUGCCCAUUCCGAGGAUCUAUCGCGAUCUCUAAACCAUUCACGUGCCCUGAGCUCCUCCACCGAAUCCCUGAACGUGGUGAGUCCAGCGCCCAGCAGCUGCACCACCUCCGCCUCCGCCUCGGCCUCGACCUCGGCCCCGCCCACAGCCACCACAACGCCCACUGGCGUGACCACCAAUUCGGGCAGCUCGGGUAGUCCCCACAUUGAGCUAAGCUCCCCCUCGCCGCAGCAGCAGCAGUCACUGCAACUGCAGCAGCAGCAGCAUCUCUAUGGAGGAGGAGGCCCGCCCCCGCCCAGCUAUCAUCCCCUGCUUGAUGCGGCCAAUGCAGCGGGUGCUGGGGCAGCGGCCUCUAGCAAGGAUUUUCAUUUGAUUAUGAACACGGCAGUGGCAGCGGCAGCAGCUGCAGCCGCCCAACAGCAACAUCAGCAGCAACAGCAACAGCAGCAGCAGCAGCACCAGCAAACGCAGCAGCAGCAACAACAGGUGACACAUCACCUGGCUGCUGCACUCAUGGAGCACGAUCCGGAUGCUUUUAGGAACAACUCCAUUGCCUGCUUGAGGGCCAAGGCGCAGGAGCAUCAGGCUCGCCUUCUGAACAACGGCGGUCUCUUUUUGCAGGUGCGAAGCUUUGCCCAGGCUCAGGCCCAGGCUCAGGCCCAGGCUCAGGCCCAGGCUCAGGUGCAGGUUCAAAUGCAGGCCCAGUCCCAGGCCCAUGUGAUGCCCAGUGAUAUGCUCAAGCUCCAUGAGGAGCACAACAACAACAACAACAGCCAGAUACCGCACACCCUACCCAAUCCCCACCUCAACAUCAAGAUGGAGCUCACAGGGGGAGGAGGUGGAGGCAGCAGCAGCGGAGGAGGAGGAGGAGUAGGAGGAGUAGGAGCCCUGAAGAAGUGCGAGGAAAUCUGA